GCGCGAGGAGCGCGAGGAGGUGGGCGGGGCUCCGACCAUCCUUCAGGCCAAAGGUGGGCCGGGGCCGGUAAGGUGACUCUGCAACCUUAUGCACGCGUAACCGAAAUAACCGCCUAUACUUCUCCCCUAUCCCUGUGCUUCUCUUUCCCUCUUACUUUUUCUUGUUGUCCCGAGUCUGUUUUUGACUAUGAGGAACCUGUCAUACCUUUUCGUUAUAAGGCGCCGUUGACAUUGCUGUUUAUUAAUGACAAUAGUCAUGUGUCAGCUGCAGAACUAAGCCUUGCCGGGUUCAGUAGGUGUUUGCUAAGCAGCAAGUGAAUUAAUUGUGUGUAGGAUUGCAGUCUGUGUAAAAAAAAAAGGGGGGGGGGAUUGCAGUCUGAUCCUACACCUGAUUUUUGUGGAAAUGAGCUCAGUGGGAAGCAGACUCCUAACCAUGUCUGCUCGGAAGUAGUCCUAUAGAAUUCAACGAGGCUUACUUCCAGGUAACGGGGGUUGGAUUGCAAGCAGAAUAAGUGUGCGCAGGGCUGUAACCUUCCCAGUGCAAUCCUAUUUUAUGCUCCAGAAGCUAGUCCUACUGGGUUUAAUGGGCCUACAGUUGUAGCCUGGGUUUCCAGAGUGAAAGUGUGGUAUUUGCAAAACAAUUCUUCUUUGUUUUGUUUUUGCGACCCUAAAAAUGCCGCUUAAGAUGAAAUGUGCCCUUCCCAUGCACAAGGUUGAAAGUGGAUAGUUGUUUUCAUACAACAAAUCUUGAGUCCAUUUUGGCUUUGAGCUAGUUCUAUAAUGUGAGCGUAUAAUAUGACUAACCAAAACAUUUGAAUUCUAAAAUGCAACUGUUCUGUGUUCUAGUCUGUACUGAGCGCUUCCUAUGAUCUGAACGAAAUAAGAAUUGUAACGUGAUAGCAUGGCCACAGGAGAUUUAAAAGGAAACUUGCGUAAAAUAGAGCAAGGACUUCGACUUUUAAAUUAUCCCAGAGAUGUUGAUUAUGCUGGGUAAGUGCAGGUAUAUAUUUUUUAUAAUAUCCAUUGGUUCUAUCAAACAUGAUUUGCUGGGAAAGGUAUCUACAGUUCUCAUAUCAGAAUCAUGUUAUUUUAAUGUUGCUUCUGCUUGGACUGUGGACCAGUUAAAAAAAAUAUACAGUAUAAUAAACUGAAUUGUUAAAGAAGAGGCAAGAAUUUUGCUUGUACUGUAUUCCUGUUUGGAUAAUAGAUGAACACUGGUAGGCAGCUAAAACCAAUAUAGUCUGAUGUAUGGUCGAGAGCCGGUGUGGUUUAGUGGUUAAGAGCGGUAGACUCAUAAUCUGGGGAACCGGGUUCGCGUCUCCGUUCCUCCACAUGCAGCUGCUGGGUGACCUUGGGCUAGUCACACUUCUCGGAAGUCUCUCAGCCCCACUCACCUCACAGAGUGUUUGUUGUGACGGAGGAAGGGAAAGGAGAAUGUUAGCCACUUUGAGACUCCUUAAAGGGAGUGAAAGGUGGGAUAUCAAAUCCAAACUCUUGGAUGGGGAAAGGGUCAUUCCAGGCAUUCUUUAAAUUGUGCAUUCAUGAUGCUUUGGGCUCAUAAUUGUAUCAGGGUAUUGUAUCAUCACUGCAGAAAAUCUAAUAAAGUUGAAUGAUGUGUGGAUGCUGCAGUUUAAAUUCACCAUAAAUGCAGAAUAGACAUGCAGAAAACAGUGGUCUGAAAGAACCCUUUUUUAUAUGUUACCCUGCCUCCCCUUCCUGUGUCUUUAAAUGGAAAGCAAAGAUGCUUAUGAAGUAGAAACUUUCUUACAAAGUGUUGGUUGCAGUUAACAAGAAAAAGGACUUGAGAUAUGCUUGGAAAUUUGAAAGCGCCCAAAAUGUGAGUACAUUGUAAAAUAGUUACAACUCUGAUUUUAAUAUAGUGUUUCUAGAGGAACAGAAAUAGAACAGCUGCACUUCCACUGGUGCAGUAGAAUACAAUAUUCUCUUACUGUCUAGCUUUUCUCUCUAUUCCAGGUUGGCAAAGGGGGAUCCAUCUGCAUUUUUGCCCAUCAUCAGCUAUUGCUUCACAUCCUUCUCAACGUAUAUUGCAGAACUUCUAGUGGAAUCGGAUGUGAAACUCAUGGCAAAGAAUGACUUGCGUUUUAUUGAUGCCGUUUAUAAGGUAUUUAUAUAGUUCUAGUGUUCUUUGUGACACUACCACUUGUUGAGAAUAAUGGAAAAGUAAAAGUUUGUUUUAAACUUUACUUUCACCACGUGUCUCAAAGCCCCUUACAAAAAUAAAAAAGGAAAAUCUAUUUUAAAACAUAAGUUAAAAUGUCCAAGAGUAGAACAUUAAAGCAAAAUUCAUGGUGUAAAGGUCUUCUGAAAAAGUUGUGUGGCAUUAUGGAGGCUACAAACAGGUUUAAAUUGUUACAGCACUCACAUGAUUGUAUGAUCUCAGCAUGUAUUACCGUAUUUUUCGCCCUAUAGGACGCACCGGCCCAUAGGACGCACCUAGUUUUUUGGGGGGGAAAUAAAGAAAAAAAAAAUUAUCCCCCCCCCAGCCGCGGCUUCAGCACACCCCGCACUCUGGGCAGCAGGCUGCUAUCCGCAGCCUAGGGAGCCCUGCGGGAACUCGGUGCGCACCAACCCCUCUCGCUCUCCAAGCUUCAGCGAAAGCCUGCAUUCGCCCCAUAGGACGUACACAGAUUUCCCCUUCAUUUUUGGAGGGGAAAAAGUGCGUCCUAUAGGGCGGAAAAUACGGUAUGUUGUGACGUUUUAUAGGCAGUGUUCUAGCUUGUAUGAUAUAUUAAGUGAGAGAUAAGAUGGGGUUUGUUCACACGUGAGUUCAAGGAUCUAUGGUUUUAGGGCUGAUCUUACUAGCUAAGCUAAAACCUGUUACCAGGACCUUGUCCCUAUUAUUUUCACUGAUCUCACACUAUGCAGGAACAAUCCCCCAACCCUGGCUUAACUCUACUAAAGAAGCUUUUUCUAGCGUCAGACAUUGAGAGUUUGGUGGAAGUGCUGCAGCAACACACUUCACAAUGCAGUAGCAAAUGACUUCUUGGCCUUACUCUCAGCCUUUGAGCUGGGAAGCAGGCAGGAAUCUGCCCUCCUCUGUAUGUCCAAGAGUUGAAGGAAGGCUGGUGCUCAUUACACUUGCCAGAUAAUGUAAAGAGUGAUCUGUACAUAAGCUGAUGCAUAAUAGAACAUGACUCACUGUAUUUUUAAAAUUACUUACUCCUGCUUAUCAUAAAUUAGCUAGGUGUCUCACCACCAUUAAAUGCAAUAUAUCAACAGUAAAAGCUAUCCACAGACCUGUGUAUUACAAGCCAAACUGGCAUAGGGAAAUUGGGAUAAAUUAUAUCUCUAAACUCUUGUCCAAGUAAAAAGUAUAGACUUAAGUACACUUAGGUAUCUAAUAGGAAUCCUAAUGAACAGAAGAUUUUAUUUUUUUAAAAGCACAAUGGUCUCUCUUACUUUUUUGAUAUGGCUUCAACUGCUGGACAGGGCUAGAAAUUACAGGAAUGCAAAAAAGCACUUCCUGGGUUUUCAUGCACUAGUUGUAACCCACAGUUAACCCGUAUCUGAAGAAGUGUGCAUGCACACGAAAGCUCAUACUAAUAACAAACUUAGUUGGUCUCUAAGGUGCUACUGGAAGGAAUUUUUUUUAUUAUUUUGUUUCGACUAUGGGAGACCAACACGGCUACCUACCUGUAACCACAGUUAUAGUGACUGUGAAAGCAAUUUCUUUUUUUCUCUGUUCCUUGCAGGUUCUCCGAGAUCAAUUUCAGUAUAAGCCAGUCCUAUCAAAACAGCAGUUCCUCCAAUAUGGCUUUGCAGAGAGAAAAAUACAGAUUGUUUGUGACAUUAUUAAUUCAGUCUAUAAAAGGCAUAAAGAAUUAAGUAAUAUGAAUAAGGUAUUGAUCAAGUUAUUAAUUUAGUUCGUACUUCUGAGAAAUAAAAAUGUUAAUAUAUUUUAAGGUCUAAGUAAAAUAACUAGCACAUUUUUGUUAUUACAGUUUCUUGGAUGUGUGAAAACUUUGUGUUUGCUCCAUUUAUCAGUUUAUUAUUUUAAUUAACAAAAUUUAUGAAUGGCUCUCAGGGUGUCUUACUGAACUGGCUCUGGUUUGGGUGUGGACCCCACUCCCCUUUUCUGUUGUAUUCUGGGUAUUGGGGAAAUCAGAUAAUUCUCAUUUCCCCCCUAAUUUUUCUUCUUCUUCCUGCACAUCAGUGUAUAGGCAGUUAAAAAGACAUAGUGCCAUACUUUGAUUUAAUUUCAGUUAUAACUUCUUGCAAAGUUGUGUAAUAUUAUGUUUGGAGUUGAUUGCUACAAUUUGCUCUUCAAAAUCACUCUUGAGAGGAUACAGUGUAUGUGUUUAUAUCUUUCCCUUAGAGCUCAUAUACUUGCAUAAUUACGUCAACAAAACGUUUUGUUAGAACAUACUUUAUAUUGUAAAAACAGAAAAAUAUAUGCAUCAUUAACUAUUUGGAUGGGACUUCUGUGUGUUUUUAUAGGUCAAAACCCAAACAAGAAAGAGAACCCAUCCAGUUAGACCUCAGCUACAAGCAAACAGCCCUAGUGUGCCCGAUUCUACAACGUUCUGUGCUACAAAUCUUUUUCCUACUCUUCCGGAUUCUGCAACAAUCUCUACUAUGGAUUUUCAGCAGGUAAGAGCACUAAAAUUAUUUUAGAAGAAGAAAUAAAAUACACAAUUAUUUUAGACAAAAAACUGAAAGACUGUAGAUAUGUUUCCAGCAACAAUAGCUUUUUUACUGAACAAGUUGUCUGAAAAAUUCUCACCAGAAACUGAACUGUGUUCAGAUAUCUGGCUGAUUCUUUGUGCCACUACCUUCUAGGCUUGUCAUCCUGGCACUGUAAGAUUACCUUUCAGGUAAUCGGAAUAUGGAGUUAUGAAUCCUGACCCUCUGCUCCUGAAGCAGUUUGACUGGGGAGGAUUCCUCAGUAAUUUGGUGUGUCUGUAGGAACAUACUUUUAAAAAAGAAAUUUAUGAAACAAAAUUCAAACAACAUAAAGAAAUAUCAUUGCAGCAGGUUGAAAGCAGCAUAAACUUGGAUAUUAUCAUUGAACUUGUUCCAAAACAUUACGAAAAAACCCAAUUUUUCCAUAAACCUGUUAGGUUGGUUUAUAUGCAGUCUUUUAUCAUAAGUUAGCAUAAUCAUAGCUACUAUGGACCAAAGUUUUUCAAUCCAUUCAGAUAUCUUUAGCUGUUAUAAUCUUAGCAGCAGUAGUUGAACAUUAUUUCUUGAUCACUUUCUAAAAUAAACUCUUUUAGAUAACCAAGCCGAAAUGCUUUAGGUUCCAAGGGUAUACUAACAUAUCACAGAUAUUAGUCUGAAUGGAUUUCCAGAAUAUUUCUGUUUGAGAACAAUUCCAGAAAAUGUGUAUGUGAUCUGUUUUGUUUAAUCCACAUUUACAACAUUUAUCAGACACUAUUUGUAUAUUAAUAAGGCAUCAAAUACCAUUGAUAGAGGGUUUCUAAAACAGUCCUCUUUAAAACAGUCCUUUAAAACAGUUCACAGAAGUUAUAUUAGAAACUCAGUUCCUGGUUUUCACGACUUAUUAAAAAUAGGGCUAACGCUGAACCAAUAUGAGGAUGGGGCCUUUAGAGAUUCCUUGUCUAUACAAUACUGGGAGUGGUUUUUUAUUUUGUUCUUAUCUUCAAAAUCACUUCUAAGUUUUUGUAUUUUAUGCCUCAAGUAUUUUAUCCCGCACAUACAUGUGUUUUAUAGCCAGGUUCAAUUAAAAAGUGUUCUGCUGUUGACUUAUAUGGCCUUUAUUAAUACUCUCUGCAUCACUUUGUGUGUGGGGUCUUUUACAUGGCAAAGAAUCCUCAAAUAGAACAUCAUAAAAGUAUGUUGAGUGCAAGACUCCCACAAGACAUAAUCAAUGAAGCACUGGAGGAGGAAGAGGAGCAGGAGGAGCAGGAAGAAGUUGCCUGCAUUGCUGAUGAUCCAGUCAGUGUACGUGAACAGGUAGGACCAUUUAAAUUUUCUUUACUCACCUGCCUGUUGAAAUAAUCAUAAUUUUUCAGCUAAUAUAUCUUGUGCAUUGUUAUGGACUGGAUUCGGCUAAAGAGGUGUGCUAGUGGGAGCCAGCAAGAGUCCCGCUAGCACAUCGGGGCUUUCUUCCCCCUUUGCACCCCCAAAUCUGCUCUGGUGGGGGGUUGAAAGAACCCCUAGAAACGUGGGGGGGGGGGGAGAGAAGAGGAAAGAUUGUUCCAAUGGUACAGGAAAUAGUAAUAAAUUUGACACAUGAUUAAAUAGCAAAAGCAGCUAGUGGGAAAACAAUCUACAUAAUGUUGCCAGUACCCCCUUGAGGCAUUCAUCAUAACAGCAGGGCCCAAAGUGUGGCUGCACCAACCCUUUAAGAACAUAAGAGCCUGUGAAUAAGGCCAAAAGCCUGUCUAGUCUUAGCACUCCAGUCUGACAGUGCCCAGAAAGAUACCUGUGGUAAGCUUGCAAGCACAACCUGGGAGCAAUAGCACUCCCGUCACCUGUGAUUCCUGUCAAGUGGUAUCAGAGGCAUAAAGCCUCUUGCAAUGGAGGUGGAACAUAAAGACUAUCCAUGGCCACUAGCCAUGAUGGCUAUCUUCCAUUCAUUUCUUUAACCCUCAAUCCUCUUUAAAGCAAUUCAGGUUGAUGGCUGUCACUGCCUCUUGUCGGAGAGAAUUAAGGCACAAAGGGGGCUAAUGAGUAAAGAUUAUCUAAAACUUUGGAUGAAUAAAAUAUUAUUUACAGGUCUUGGAGGAAAAUAAUAAUGAAAUGCAAGAAUUAAAGAGCCAACUUGAUGAACUGCAGGAGAAGCUUAAUAAACUGGACUGGGUAGAAGAAAAGUUACAGGCAUUAGAAGAUAAACUGCAGGGAAAGGUUGUUAUAGAUGAAAAGGAGUGGAAUAAUUUACUGAGCCGGGUCUUACUACUUGAAACACAACUGUUACUGCAGUCCAAAAAGGUAUGCUUUUACCACCUACAGUUAUAUUGAUGUAUUUGCCACUUUGAGCUCCUAAAUAAUGAUAAUGUUUUGUUUUAGCUUACCAGCUGUGUAUCCUUUGGAUUGCUUCUAGUAAAGCUGUUUCUCAACUGUGGCCUUUUUUUCUUAUGAGCCAACUUAACUUAUUUUACUGUAUUUAUUUUUUAUUUAUUCUUACCUCCAGCCCCUUGAAUUUUAUUCUGUUGAAUGUCAGUUGUGUAGGGCAUAAAUUUCCAAUUGUGAGAUAUAAUUAGAGAAUAACUGUUGGUUACUUUAGCAAGAAAUAAACUUGCAUCAUUCAAUGUAUACUGUGUGUAUAGAAUCAUAAGAAGGUAAAGGGACCCCUGACCAUUAGGUCCAGUCGUGACCAACUCUGGGGUUGCGGUGCUCAUCUCGCUUUAUUGGCCGAGGGAGCCGGCAUUAAGCUUCCGGGUCAUGUGGCCAGCAUGACUAAGCCGCUUCUGGAGAACCAGAGCAGUGCACGGAAACGCCGUUUACCUUCCUGCCGGAGCAGUACCUAUUUAUCUACUUGCACUUUGACAUGCUUUCAAACUGCUAGGUUGGCAGGAGCAGGGAUCGAGCAAUGGGAGCUCACCCCGUCGUGGGGAUUCAAACCGCCGACCUUCUGAUCGGCAAGUCCUAGGCUCUGUGAUUUAACCCACAGCACCACCCGCGUCCCACGUAUUGAGACAUAGAGUCAUAGAAUUGUAGAGUUGGAAGGGAGCACAUGGAUCAUCUAGUCCAACCCUCCGCAAUGCAGGAAUAUUUUGCCUAAUAUGGGGCUCGAACCCAUGAUGCUUAGAUGAAGAGUCUCAUGCUCUACCAAUUGAGCUAGUUCCACUGAUGCAAUGGGACUUCUGUUUCCUCUCUCAUCUCCCUCCUGAAUGGUCCCCAGUCCUUUAGAGCUUAUUUUGAGGCUGCAAGGGAGUGCUGGAAGGGACGGGAGAGGGAGCUCUGUUGGUAGACAUGGAAGGCCGUUGCAUCAUCAUAAUUUCAACGUUGGAUUCAGCCCAAUGUGAUGUGCAAGAAACACUGGUGGCUUAGUUUAGACCAUAGUUGGCCAAAUUUGGAUGAUUGUGAUAGAACUGGCAUACAUGAACCCAUGGUAUCUUCCUGAUUAAAAGGUAGUGUUUGAAAAGGGAUGUUGUCUCUAUGCUGCUGAUACUGUUGCUUUAGGGAGUGUAUUAUAACCCAUUCACUGAAAGGUACUGAGGGAGAUCAUUAACCAGAUCUAGGAAAUGCUAGCUAUUUUGCUGAAGAGCACCGUUAUAAAGGGGAAAAUGUCUUAUAAUUUCAGGCUGAUUUAUCUGCAGAUUUUAAUAACAUGAGCGAAGAAAAUACCUCUAGCAGAAAUAUGACUCCAGUUUCUCCUGGUGAGUAUUUGAUGUAGCUUUCUCCAGUCCAUUUUUAAAACUACGCAGUGAGAUUGUCAGUUUAUAUGUGUUGUUGCAAACUGAAAUGCAGUUUAUUUAAAUUUCAUUUUCUGUUGACUAGGGGUUGGAAACCUCUGGCCUGCUAGUCAAAUUAAGGCCACCAGUUUGGCCCAUGCAGCCAUUUUUUGGCCAACCACACUCACAUGUCACCUGCUGUCUGGCACAAAUCCUGAUUGUUCCAUUGCAGCAGGGCUUGCAUUCUACGCUAUUUAAAUUUGGGCCCAAUUCCAAAACCUAACCCUACUGGAAGAUUCCAAAUGGAACCAAUCCCAGUGGGGCUUAUAUUCUGCACCAAAUUUAAAUAACACCAAAUGCAAGCCCUGGUGCUUUUUGGUGCACAUAGAGCCACCUGGUGUCCUAUGUUAUCAGGUGAUUGACAGGUAGGCAGAUCUUCCCACCUGUCAAAAGUAGCCCUCAGAGAGAUGCCCAGUUUGGAAUCCAGACCAAAGUGGAUAGUCACUUUUGGGAAUGUUGCCUUGUCCUCUCUUUGUACAUGUACAGCAUUGGCCCCCCAACUAAGAAACUAAAUUCUGCUUGAAGUUAGGCAGGCUCCAUCCCUCAGUACCUUUAAAUGAGCCUUCAAGGCCUAUCUUUUUACUGAUCCUUUUAAAUGGCUAGUUUUGGGUUGUGAUUGUUUUAUGUUUUGUUUUGUAUGGUCAUGUUCAUUCUAGUUUUAAUAAUAUUUUGUAGUGUUUUGAAAUGUACAUUUUUAGACUUGUCUUAAAAUUGUCUUAUAGUUUAUUUGUAUGUUUAUGUUUCUGUAAACGGUUUUGGAAAACAUCUUGUUUUGAAAAAUUAUAGACCAUAAUUGCAAGAGACACAUUUAAAACUUCACCAUGCCUUAGAACUACAGAACAGACAGAAAAUUUUCCACAUCCGUUCUCAUUUUAUCUAAAAUGUAUAUUAACUAUAUGGUUGGUUUGCUGUAUGAAUACUUGUCAAUCAACUCAUUGUAGUCUCUGUAAGUUGGAACUGAUUUAUUGUAUGAUAAAGUACAGCUGUUCUCUGUUGGCUCUGAGAUCUGCCAACAGGAUAUUUUAUACAAUGUGAUGUUUUCUCACUGCAGAGAGGUUUUGGUUGGCCUAUAAAAACACUUUUAGGGUAAUGCCAAGAUCUUACUGACUUGAACAGUGUGGCAUUUAAGAAGGGCUUGGAAGAACCCUGAUGCCAUUUGUGUUGCUUGUAGAGUUGUUAAACUUUUGGGUCCCCCCCCCCCCCCCCGGAUAAGCAUUAGCUCUCAGGAAAUAGUUUAUUCUCAAGUAAUGACCUUUUUGAGUAAUGGCAUCUGCAACAGCUUACAUUGCUAGGAAUCAUGGCAUACCUGGUUAAUCGUUGCAGGUAGUUUCUAUGUUAUAAUUGCAAUAUAUGGUUGUGAAAUAAUGUGAGAGAAAGACCUUGGAGCUUUGCAAAUUCAUCUCCCUCAAUUUCCUUUGUCAAUAUAUUCUGUAAAUCAAACUGUGUGAUGGCUGACCUGAUGUGAGAGAGCAAAAAGGCAAAGGUGAUGUUUAAAAUGAAUAUUUCUUUGCAGAUAGGGAGAAGGCGGAGCUGCCAGAGACUCUUCAUCAGUCGUCUGGAUACAGUUCACAGUUAUCUGCAGACCCAUCUCCCAAAGCCACGGCCGUUAAUAAUCAUGGUCUGUCAGAGGUUUCAAAGGUACUUUAAAAACCAGAAAAUGCUAGCUGAUUUGCUUUGGAAGAGCUUGUAGAUGUUGGUUGAUUUUUAUUAUUUGGGGGGUGGGUAACAGCAAACUUUUUCAAAGCACUUUUGAUAAAAUUAAGUGCUUGUAUAAAGUUACUCUGUUCAUGCCUUUAAACUUAGAAAAAUGCGGACUUCAAAGAAUUAAUUUAGCCUGUCUUGAAAUUGCAGGAGACAACAGUACAAAGAAUGGAGAGAAUAAGCAAAAUGUAAGUAAUGGGGGGGGGGGAAGACAAAUUUAUUUCUCUGCAGGGAAUUGUUUUGGCUUAAAACAUAUCUAGAAAGUACAUGUGUUUUCCAAACCUCAAAGGCCUUCGCAUCAGGUGUGGCAUUUCCUUAAGGCUGUACUGGAUAAUAAAUCGAGCUACAGUUCCAUUUUUUGUGGGAUGAGUCACUAUUUUUGUUUCUGAAAUACAACGUUAAGUGAAUUUACUGGUGGCUGCUAGAGAUUAGAGUGCUAAAUAUGUUUAUUAGUAAUUAGAUCCCCCCCCCCCCCGGUAAUGUUUUAUUGAAGGAGUUUCUCUUUUUAAAAAACAAAAUGAAAACCAUGAUCAUUUUUACACCCAAGAGCAUUGUACUUUGAUGUAGUAAUGCCUGAUUGUGAAACUUUACAUUAUCAUUGUUUGUUUGUUUUUUCCUUCAGUAUAAUUCUUUUUCAACAGGUUUCAUUUUUUAACACUCACCCCAACUUGUAUUGUUCUAAAAUAAUUUCCUACUGAGAAAUAAGAUGUGCAAAAUUUUGAGUUAAGUUGGGAAAUUAAGAAUAUGUGUUUGAUAUUUUGGAAUAUGUGUUUUCUAUAAUCCAUAUUUCCAUAUUGUCUUUUAGUCUGAUUCUUCUUCAGUAUAGUUGGGAAAAUGCAAUUGGUGCUUAUUCAAUGUUACCAUUCUGCAAGUAGACAAUUUUGUUUGGCAUAUCUAACCUCUUUGUAUAAUAUCAUCAGGAUUGAAGAAACUUCAGAGUUGUUGAAGACCUCAAGAAACACCUCUUGAGAACAUUCUGUCCUACACAGCCAGAUAUCUGCAAGCAAUUAUGUAUGCCUUUAAAUUUUUAGAGCUAUCUGAAUCUCUUUGUGAUAUUUUGUAACUCAAAUUAUUUAAAG
Molecule: messenger RNA, 11161 nt
Organism: Podarcis lilfordi (Lilford's wall lizard)
Lineage: Eukaryota; Metazoa; Chordata; Lepidosauria; Squamata; Lacertidae
Source: the annotation of a GenBank genome assembly